Messenger RNA from Triticum urartu, 967 nucleotides. RefSeq names its product putative glutathione S-transferase GSTU6. Lineage: Eukaryota; Viridiplantae; Streptophyta; Magnoliopsida; Poales; Poaceae. Gene Ontology annotation, molecular function: glutathione transferase activity. The record is from RefSeq and is a predicted model, not a curated record. Gene Ontology annotation, cellular component: cytoplasm. Gene Ontology annotation, biological process: glutathione metabolic process.
CCACCUAACGAAACACAAGCCAAAACAAGCAGCUCAACCUUACAUACACAGAUCUAGAUGGCCGGAGGAGAUGACUUGAAGCUGCUCGGCGCUUGGGCGAGUCCAUUUGUCACCAGGGUGAAGCUUGCGCUGAGCUUCAAGGGCCUGAGCUUCGAGGAUGUUGAGGAGGACCUCAGCAACAAGAGCGAGCUCCUCCUCAGCUCGAACCCGGUGCACAAGAAGGUGCCCGUGCUCGUCCACAACGGGAAACCCAUUUGCGAGUCAGUGAUCAUCGUUCAGUACAUCGAUGAGGCGUUCCUCGUCGGCCCCUCUCUUCUUCCCUCUGACCCCUACGAACGUGCAAUUGCCCAUUUUUGGGCCGCCUACAUUGACGAUAAGCUCGUCACCCCAUGGGUACAGUCGUUGAGGGCCAAGACAGAGGAGGAGAAGUCCGAGGGGGUUAAGCAGACAUUUGCCGCGGUGGAGACACUGGAAGGAGCCCUGAGGGAGUGCUCCAAGGGAGAGGGCUACUUUGGUGGUGAGACCGUUGGGCUUGUGGACAUUUCACUUGGGAGCCUGCUCUCCUGGUUGAUUGCAACAGAAGUGAUGUCUGGAACCAAGAUCUUUGAUCCUGUUAAGACUCCGCUCCUGGCAGCGUGGAUGGGGCGCUUUAGUGAGCUCGACGCUGCCAAGGCGGCGUUGCCAGAAGUUGAUAGGGUGGUCGAAUUUGCCAAGAAGAGACAGGCACAGGCUGAUGCCGCCGCCGCUGCUUCGGAGACCAAGUAAACGUCAUGGAAACAUGAGUCCCAUUGAAUAAAAAAGAGUGCAUGUUUUCUACAUAGCAUAUAUGAUUGUUGUUUGUAUAUCGAUUCUUGAUGUAAUGGUGCCAGGGAAAAUUAGUGCAUGUGAUAUUUUGUGAAGGUUUUAAGAUCAUUUGUAAUAUUUUGUAAAGUUUUAACAUCAUUUAGUACUUGUAUUCUUUUGGAAA